Molecule: messenger RNA, 1957 nt
Organism: Cinclus cinclus
Lineage: Eukaryota; Metazoa; Chordata; Aves; Passeriformes; Cinclidae
Gene: LDLRAD4
Product: low density lipoprotein receptor class A domain containing 4
Exons: 4
Coding region: 116-937 (273 amino acids)
Biological process (GO): negative regulation of transforming growth factor beta receptor signaling pathway
Cellular component (GO): Golgi membrane; early endosome membrane
Molecular function (GO): R-SMAD binding
Source: RefSeq, a predicted model, not a curated record
GGCAGCCUCCCUGAGCGUGUCCCCUCGCUGGAUGGAGCCCGGGGCUGCCGGGGAUGCGGUGCCCGCCGCGGGGGCUGGCGGAGCGGCUUGAGCCCCCCUCCCGGCGGAGGCGAGCAUGUCCAGUGAGCGCCUUAACAAGACAGCGGUGAAGGAUGCGCGGUUAAAAGACCUGUUGUUGGAAAGAGCUGAACUGGAGUUUGUUCAAAUCAUCAUUAUAAUCGUGGUGAUAACUGUUAUGGUGGUAGUGAUUAUCUGCUUGUUGAACCAUUACAAACUCUCCACACGCUCCUUUAUCAACCGACAAAGCCAAAGCAGACGGCAGGAAGAAACUCUGCAGACGGAGGGGUGCUUGUGGCCUUCAGAAAGCUCAGUUUCACGCCAGGGUGCUUCAGAGAUCAUGUACGCCCCAAGGUCCAGGGACAGGUUUACCACCCCAUCUUUUAUGCAGCGGGACCGUUUCAGUCGCUUCCAGCCCACUUACCCUUACAUGCAGCAUGAGAUUGACCUUCCUCCGACCAUCUCACUCUCCGACGGCGAAGAGCCGCCACCGUACCAGGGCCCGUGCACCCUGCAGCUCCGGGACCCUGAGCAGCAGAUGGAGCUCAACCGGGAAUCCGUCAGGGCGCCGCCCAACCGAACCAUUUUUGAUAGCGACUUGAUAGACAUCUCCAUGUACAAUGGGGGUCCCUGCCCACCCAGCAGCAAUUCGGGCAUAAGUGCAACCAACUAUAGCAGUAAUGGAAGGAUGGAAGGACCACCCCCGACGUACAGCGAGGUCAUGGGGCAUUACCCAGGCUCCUCUUUUUUCCAUCACCAGCACAGCAACGUGCCUCCUUCCUCGCAGAGGGGGAGCAGACUUCAGUUUCAGCAGAACAAUUCAGAGAGCACAAUAGUCCCCAGCAAAGGCCAGGACCGGAAACCAGGAAACCUGGUCUAAGUUACUGGCCCAGGUGCGUUUGGACUGAAGAUGGGAGAUCCCAGCAGGGCGGUGGAGGAAGACCCCCGUGCUCCGGUGCACAGUGUUGUUACGUUUCACGUGGUACAACUGAGUAAAACCAAACGUGCAAACCAGUUCUUUGUUUCUGAUUCCUUUCAGGGGAAUUGCAUGCAAAGCAGAUUGAAAGAAAUAACAAACUUCCAUUCAGUUUGUCUACAAGCAGUGUUUUAGGGGAGGGGGGGAUAUAUUAUUUUUUUUUAAUAAACUAUUUCAAUUAUUUAAUUUUAAAAGUUAACUUAGCACAGAAAUGAGGCUUUUACAGCCUGUUUUAUACUCACUGAAUGGCAGAAGGAAGGAAAGGAAGAAGGUGGUUUUGCUAGAUAAAUGGGGGAAGAAUUGGCCAGUUUGAUUUUUUUUUUUUUUUUGUUUGUCUCCCAGGGUGUGAAUUUUUUUAAUAUGAAACAAAAUUCCUGUUCUGUGUGCCAAGGUAUAAAGUUGAGAACUUAGAUGAAUGCAAGGAAUUAAUUUGUGUUGUGAUAAAUGUGUUUUAAAAAGUUGCACUAUCUUACUGUUUUAAAAAAAAUAUAUAUGAGGGAACUGUUUUAUGUGGAGUUCUUCUAUAUGUUGUUGUUUCACCUGUGGAAUAAUGAUAGAGCCCUAGAAGUAAUCUGGAAGAGUUUGCCCCCUCCCCCUGGGUUUGCUAGAAGGUGGGGACAGGACUUAGCCUAACAUCUCUUGAGUUUUACGGUUCAAAACAUACAGGGACAUUUGUCUUUGCAAUAAUUUGCAUUCAAGUAACAGUGUGUCAGUGAAGUGUCUUGGAGACUUUUGGAUGGAAGAAGGCAAAUAUGAAAUCCCAGCAUUUUCCAUCACCUGAGGUUUAGCUAUUUUGCAGUGUAGACUAUUUCUUUCAUAAAUGGCAAGGCUAAAAUUCCCAGAUGCAUUGAUUUGUAUUGAUUCUAAGUGCUGCCAUUCUUUUCAUAUUGCAGUAUCACCAGUACUUACUGUUGUAGAGAUUUU